AGUUUCCCUUCCCCUUCUACCCUGUUCUGAACCGAGGCCCCUCCAACGGGACUGGUGCCCGCUUAGGAGGGAGCCCUCCCGGUUUUGGAGCGGACUCCCAUGAACAUCAGAGCUCCAAAAAAAUUGGCCGUGGGCAGAGUGAAGUUCUAUGGUCAACACCACGGGGAGGUCAACUGCUCUGCCUUCUCCCCUGAUGGCCGGAACCUGAUCACAGCCUCAGAUGAUGGUUGUGUAUAUGUAUGGGGGACGAAGAGUGGGCGACUGCUGUGGAGACUGGCAGGCCACAAAGGCCCAGUGAAGUCUUGCCGUUUCUCUCCUGAUGGCCGCCUCGUUGCCAGCUCCUCCUGUGACCACACCAUCCGCCUGUGGGAUGUGGCAAAAGCCAAAUGCCUGCAUGUGCUGAAAGGUCACCAGAGGAGUGUGGAAACUGUCAGCUUCAGCCCUGACUCAAAGCAGCUGGCAUCAGGUGGCUGGGACAAAAGGGUGAUUCUCUGGGAAGUGCAGUCCGGCCGCAAUGUGCGCUUCUUGCCUGGGCAUUGUGAUUCCAUCCAGAGCAGUGACUUCUCUCCAACCUCGGACUCUCUGGCCACUGGCUCCUGGGACUCGACUGUGCACAUCUGGGACUUGCGGGCAUCAAGCCCAGUUGUCUCCUUCCGUAAUUUGGAGGGCCACACUGGCAACAUCAGCUGUUUGAAGUACUCAGCAUCUGGCCUCUUGGCAUCUGGCUCCUGGGACAAGACCGUCCGCAUCUGGAAGCCCACAACCAACAACCUGCUUCUGCAGCUCAGGGGCCACGCCACCUGGGUCAAUAGCCUAGCCUUCUCUCCCGAUGAGCUAACGCUGGCCAGUGCUGGUUACUCUCGUAUGGUCAAAGUCUGGGACUGCCUCACAGGGAAAUGCCUUGAGACCCUAAAGGGCAUGCUGGAUGUGGCCCAUGCCUGCAUUUUCACUCCAAAUGGCAAACUCUUAGUGUCAGGGAUUGCUGAUGCGACAAGAUGACAAGUCUGCUGAAAGUCAAGAACUUCAUCCAUGUAACUUACCCAGAGGCCUAAGGUAACUAAGCCACCAGAUCUCCAAGGCAGGGAGUACCCUAGCCUACCCCGUGAGGUGGUUGUCACCUGCUGUAGGCAAGCGAUCACCUACCUAGCUCCUAACCUCACCCCCUGGACCCUGGGCGGCCAGUGUCAAACAGGAAGCGGAGAGCUCGUCA
This is a messenger RNA of Rattus rattus (black rat), 1210 nucleotides long. It is a transcript of the gene Wdr38, whose product is annotated as WD repeat domain 38. Gene Ontology annotation, molecular function: protein binding. The record is from RefSeq and is a predicted model, not a curated record. The transcript is spliced from 9 exons. Lineage: Eukaryota; Metazoa; Chordata; Mammalia; Rodentia; Muridae. Bases 100 to 999 code for a protein of 299 amino acids.